UACGAGGCUGGUGACAAAAAUUAUCGGUAGUUACUGGUACCCGACCGAAAACACCUAUAUUCAUGCCUUCUGUUCAAUAUAUUCUAAAGGUGUAAAAAUUUGAAAAAUUGAUAGUAUGGUCCAAUGCUCUUUAGAAACACCUCUCCCAGUACUCACAGAUUAUUGAAAAAUUAUAGACUGCUUUGGCAUGCAAUAUUGUAAAGUUGAAGUUGAAAACAGCGCCAAGCCUUGCCUUUUGCCAUACAAAAUCUUCAGAAAUUGCGCCAAGGCCAAUGUACCAACCAUUGUUCUCUUAAUAAUUGCUCAGCCAGUUUGGAUACGGAGUUCUGAGGGUUGGGAAGUAAAAUCCGGAGAAUUACCUAAACAUACAUGGAGAUUUGUUCUGAAUUCAUUCACUAGAUCAGUGGUUGGAAGGUCAUGAAUAUGGUCGUUUUCAGUGGAAAACCCGUACCUACCGGUGAUUUUUGUCGCCAGCCUCGUACUCGCCAAAAUGAAGAGUCUGUCCCCGACCUUUACCUAUCCGCGGGCGAUCGCUACACCACAACCUGCUUGUAUGAACCACAUCCAUCCUUCAUAACGUCGCAGGACUACUCGAGUACGGUAGUCUGCGUGGCUGCAGCUUUUCGGGUCUCGGGUUCGGCCCCUGUAACUUUCUGUUUGGUGGCCAAGCCCGGAUGCGGCUCUGUAUUAUGGCACCCGAAUUUUUCAUGACUUGCUCAUCUCACACAAUCUCCACGAACCAUCGCCAACCUUCAACCCUCCCACCGCCUACUAGCUACUCAUGCCACAAUGCCAGCCAAAACGAAACGAAAACGAGAACCCUCUUCCGAAGUCAAUGGGCCGCUUCCAGACUACACUAUCACGGUAGCGCCCACAAGUGAUUUCCCUCCAAUUCUUGGUUUGCCUCACCUCACCCCAGCCAUUCACAAACUGACGGGGAAGGGGGCAAACAGCUUCAUCACACGGCAUAUCCAUGCCACCAACUACUGAAUUCACGCCUUAUGUCCACACAGUCAACCCACCCGCCAAGAAGCCCCGGAAGGCACAGGAAUUCUUACUCUAUGGAGAGACUCCUCGAAUCGGGUACGAAGGUCGGGAGAUGCCCGAAGACGGGGACUACCGGAGAAAUUACGUUGGCAUCUUCAAUCCCAAGACGAAUGGGAUUGAGUUGCAUCUUGCGCCGAAGCUUCAUUUUAGCAGGAUCAUCAAGGCGCAUAUCAAGCGGGAUAAGUUAGUUGACGGGAAGGGUGUUGUUAUGGGUGUAUGCAAGCUUCUCUCCAAUUUGUGGGUCAGGGGGAAUGCUGAUUUAGAUCGGGGGAAACAGAAUGUGGAUUCGAGAACUGCCUUAGGUAAAGAAUUCGGUACGAAGAAGAGUCAGAAGAGAAUUCGUGAGAUCGAACUCAACAAGAUUGAUGUCUCGGAUAUGAACGAGAACAUCACUACCUCGAUUGUCUCCCAGGUGGAAGCAAACACCAAGGACAUGCCAACCGCGGCAGAACUAGGUAACCAGGUCCGCGAGAAUAAGCCUAUUCCAAAGGUAAACCAUGACGCAAAACACCCUAAUGAGGUUUACAACUUCGAGGACAUCAUCGGCUCCGACGAAUAUAACGUGAUAUGGGUCCGAGACUGGGAGCAGGGUGAAGAGCUGAAGAGGUAUGGUUUAUAUAUCUCUACGACCCCCCAAUGUGCAAACAGAAGAUUAAAACCAAAUGAUAAAAUAGUAAAUCCUCCUUCGUGCAAGCUCGCAUCCGCAAGCUCUCCGAAGACAAGAGCAAAAAGCACACUCGCCUUCUAAAAAUUCUCCGCUACAUCUCCUACAUGAUAGACUUCUACCUCCUUCAGCAGCGCGGCGGCGGCCGACUUCCCGCCAUGGACCGGGUGAAGAAGGCGUUGUCCAUAGACCACGCGAUAGCAGAGAGCUUCUUCAGGCGCUACACCGAAAAAACCAUCUCCGGCGAGGGGGGAAGCGACAAAGACAUAUGCGCCGUAUCCCCCGCACUCGCAAAUAAGAUCCUUUACCACAUGGCCGUGCUUUGCUUAAUGGUAGGCCAGUACGACGUAGAUAUCUUCGAGUUGAAGAAUGAUCUCGGCAUGCAGCCCAAAGAGUACCCCCCUCUCUGAUGGUGAAGGUGCCUAGGCGAUCCAUUGCUGAUUGAGGCUUUUUUGUGUGUAGGCUUACCCUGGCAUUUAAAGAAGUUGGCUGCGUGAUCCGAGAAUUCACGAAGCCGCAGUACACCGCAAUGAAAAUGACAAAGGCUGAGGCCGCGCAGCAUAAGAGGGCGGUGUUGAAGAUUCCGCUGGAAUUCCCGAAGCCGCCGACUAGGAGGGCUAGGGCUACUAGGCGGUAAUUUGGAUAUCAUGGAAGCUUUUCACCAAUGCAGGAGCGGGUAUAUGCUUGUGAAAUAUGCUUCUGGUGUGGGGGGCUGCAUACUGUAUGUAAGUUAGUGAUAAUAUCGCUUCUAUC
This is a messenger RNA of Tuber aestivum (summer truffle), 2464 nucleotides long. The record is from the annotation of a GenBank genome assembly. Lineage: Eukaryota; Fungi; Ascomycota; Pezizomycetes; Pezizales; Tuberaceae.